Drechmeria coniospora is the source of this 852-nucleotide messenger RNA. RefSeq lists its product as uncharacterized. Gene Ontology annotation, biological process: regulation of DNA-templated transcription. The coding region runs from base 1 to 852 and encodes 283 amino acids. Gene Ontology annotation, molecular function: DNA-binding transcription factor activity, RNA polymerase II-specific; zinc ion binding. The transcript has a single exon. The record is from RefSeq and is a predicted model, not a curated record. Lineage: Eukaryota; Fungi; Ascomycota; Sordariomycetes; Hypocreales; Ophiocordycipitaceae.
AUGCAGGCGCAAAGGACGGACACUUACAUGAGAUGUGAAGAGCCCUGUCGUCAAAGAAAGAUACGAUGCACGCCGGCGCCAAACGACCGAGAUUGUCUCAGCUGCAUCCGCCUAAAGAAGAAAUGCGUGUUCGCCCCGACAAAGAAUCGAGUGGGAAGCGUGGAAUCAAUGAAGGGUGUCAUUCAGACCGAGUCUUCCUUGGAGUCUGUCGGAGCGAGGUCCGCACAACGCGUCGACGACCCUUCUCUUACUGUGGCCUCGGGCGUUUAUGCCUUUAGAAACAAUGACGGUACGCACCGGUUACUUGGGGAAAUAUAUUUUGUCACCGCUGACGAGGACGAAGGAUUCGGGAAGAGAGACACGUCAGAAGACGAGGGCGCCUUCGGAUCACACUCCGCCUCCAUCGGCUUGGCAGACAGGUAUGGGGGAGCUCCGACAUCAAGUUGGGAAACUCCCGUUGUUUGCUCCAAGCUUCGUUCCAUCGACAACUCGAGACCGUACACCCCGAUGCAAUCGGCCAUUCCUGGCCGGGCCGCGACCAACGUAGGGAUGUCAGACCAUUCCCUUUACCUCAACUGCAACUGUGCCGAAUGCAUGGGCCCUCAUGGCCAGCGACAGGACACCUCCGGCCGGCCGCCAUAUAAUACCAUGGACACCUAUCCAUCUGUCUACGGCCAACCAGCCGUCGGCGGAGCUGGUCCUUGUGUCGUGAGGCCCGGCAUGCAAGCAUCGCCAACCGAAUCCGCCAUACCGCAGGCCGAAGGGUGGCUGCCGGAGACGUUCCCGUAUCAACAGUAUACCUGUUCAGCUCCGAUGGGUGGCAUGGACGGCUACUACAUCAUCAACAAUUAG